Lineus longissimus is the source of this 1697-nucleotide messenger RNA. Its product is annotated as SUMO-activating enzyme subunit 1-like. The transcript is spliced from 9 exons. Bases 208 to 1245 code for a protein of 345 amino acids. Gene Ontology annotation, biological process: protein sumoylation. The record is from RefSeq and is a predicted model, not a curated record. Gene Ontology annotation, molecular function: SUMO activating enzyme activity. Lineage: Eukaryota; Metazoa; Nemertea; Pilidiophora; Heteronemertea; Lineidae. Gene Ontology annotation, cellular component: cytoplasm; SUMO activating enzyme complex.
GUCAAGCAUGGCUCAAAAUAAAGUCUCACGCAGCGAAAAUAAUUAUUCGUGGAAAAAUGUACGUCAAGUUUUCUUAACUUUGAGCAAGAAUGUUAGUUUUCCGAAUCGUUCGUAGAUGGCAGUUUUGUGCAUCCUGCAAUUUCCAAACUAUUUUGAACUAGUUUUUCCUCAAAAAUAUUUAGAAUCGAGGCACUUAUUCAGUCAAGAAUGGUAGAGGAACGUGAAAUAGAGAACAUCACGGAAGAUGAAGCCGCUCUUUAUGACCGCCAGAUUAGAUUGUGGGGUUUAGAUGCCCAGAAAAGGUUGCAUGCAGCAAAUGUGCUACUCAUUGGUAUGAGUGGACUUGGGGCUGAGGUUGCAAAGAACAUUGCCUUGUCCGGAAUCAAAUCCCUCACUUUACUUGAUGACAAUGAGGUAACAGAAGAAGAUGCAGGCUCAACAUUCCUUGUGUCAAGAGAAGAUGUUGGAAAAAAUAGGGCUACAAGUUCUUUAGAAAAUGUUCAGAAGUUGAACCCUAUGGUGAAGGUUUCAGCAUAUACAGAGAGUGUCGAUGCUAAAGCUGAUGAGUACUUUGAACAAUUCCACGUCAUCUGUGCGACCUGUUGUUCCGAGGAGACACUGCUGAGACUAAACAGGAUCACCCAUAGGAGUAAUAUCUUGUUCUUUGCUGGACAAGUGUUUGGAUUUUAUGGAUUUGCCUUCACAGAUCUCAAUGAUCAACAUGAGUAUGCUGAAGAGGUUGUUGUGAAGAAGAAGCCUGAAGAAGGAAAUGAAGAUGGUGAACCAAGUGAGAAGAAGAAGAAGGCUGAGAAUGAAACACAAACAGUUAAAAAAACUAUGGCCUUCACGAGACUGGAGCAAGCCCUGAAUGUUGACUGGGAGAAGGACACCAAUAAGAAAAUUCUCAAACGGCUUUCUCAUGUUUAUCCUAUGACACAAGUGUUCCUGCGCUUCCGAGAGAAGGAGAAGAGGUGGCCUGCAGCGAAGACAGCUACAGAAGAUAAGACAACUUUGACUAAUCUACAGCUGGAGGUCUUAGAGAAGAUGAAUUUGGCACCUGAAAAAUUAGGUGAAGAGUUUGUGAAUUACAGUAUAGCAGAACUGAGUGCGGCAUGUGCUGUGGUGGGAGGCUUAAUGGCACAAGAAAUCAUCAAGGCUGUCUCCCAGAAGGAUGCCCCAUUGAAUAACUUCUUCCUUUUUGAUGGCAGGGAAGGCUGUGGAAUAGUAGAACAUCUUGGAUACUGACUCUGUGAUCUCAGUCAAUCCGACUCUGUGGACUAGGAUUGUCCAGCUGGAAGGCUUGAUUCACAGUGACAUGGAACUGUAUGUCCAAAUACAAAGACUCUCACUGCAUGGUGUGAACAUGUACACUUGCAGUGAAUACAUACAUACAUGAAGUGAUUGGCUUUGUACCAUUAAGAAACUUACUUACAAACUGUUGUUGGAAUACAUGUACAUGUACAUGUAUUGUCUUUGAGAAAUGCACAGUACUGGACUGAUAUGUGCUUGGGUACAAUUUCCAGUUAACACGAAUAUUUUGGACUCAUUCUUCAAUCGUACCCUCCAAAUAACUGGUUGAGAACUUUUUUUGUGGUCACUGGUUCAGUCAGUUCAAUAGUGUAGUCACUGCCAUUGUCAUUCUAACGUCAUUUUGUACAAUCAAAUUUUACAAUAAAGUAAGAGAUUAAAUGAUGUUA